AUGAGUUUAAUGCCGGGAGAUAUGAGUGAGGUGGCAGAGAUCCCUGACACCCUGAAUAUUCGUUACAUUCUUCGCGGAACCCGCCUCCUCACACUUCUGGUGAAUCUCAAAUCCAAAGCUGUUGGUUAUCUCGUGGCGCAGGCCCGUUCUGCUCGCAUUGAAGAUAUGCCGUUAUUGUUAGAUCUCACCGUUGGAAUUUUCGGUGGUGCGGCAGAAGCCAAUUUGGAAGCAGCGGCGUUGGUGAAAUCAUUAAUAUCUGUUGGUCCUAAUACCAGUUGGGUGGUGGAUGAUACUAUUCUAAAGAUUAUUAUUGAUCUUUCUCCUGGUCCAGAUAGUAGUAACAAGAAUGCCAUUGGUGAUAAAACGACAAUAGCCUCUAUUAGAGCAAAUAGUAAAAUUGGUGAAUCUAAAUUCCGUGUUACCAUGCGGCUCUUUUGUGAGGGUGGAGUUAAAUGGCCACUUAUGCUUUCCCCACGAAGUGGGACGGAAUGUACAGAUGAGGCUUCUUCUCAGGGUCUGGUUGCACGGGCAUUAGAGUUUACCCCAUCUGCUUCUAUUCCACGUGCAGGUUAUUCACCAUAUGUUCAUAAUGAAUUGUAUGAACUCAGUGAAUCUAUUACGUUAGAUUUAGCUAUGCUUCCCAUUGCGAGAUUGCGUAUAAACAUGGAUGGAAAGGAUGGAAGACUGGUACGGUAUACGGGAGAUAUAUUCUCAGGUGUUGGAAUUAGUUUAAGUGUAGAGUUUCAGAGUAAAGGUGUAUCCCCCUUAGCUGGUAAUCGGGCUCCAAUGAGUAGAAAACGUUUGAAUACUUUUAUACGUGAAGAACGUGGUCCAGCUGGGGAGCCAAUACUUAUCAUUGAGUUUGAUACCACAAAAGAUUUUGGGGAAUCUACAGUAAAAAGACGUGUCAUUAGUGAUGCUACACGUGUUAUUGUAAACAAACGCUUUAAAGUAAAUUUUGCCGCUACUGGACCACCGAAUGAACUUCCCAGUUUUGCAGAUAUGUAUAGAACUAUCUGUAAGUUUCUAGAUCCAAUGCCAAAUCCAUUGUUAACGUUAAAUAUGCCGGAUGUACGGAUGUUUGUAGCGAAGGAGUACCCGCGAUUUGGAAUGACUCGCGAAAUAAAGAAUCUUGUCUGGGAGGCCGUACGAUUGUAUGUAGUGAAUGAUUACAUGCCUCAAUCGGUGGUUGAUGUGUCGGUAUCACCUUCACCUCUUCGAGUAUCGUAG
Trypanosoma theileri is the source of this 1230-nucleotide messenger RNA. RefSeq lists its product as uncharacterized. The transcript has a single exon. Bases 1 to 1230 code for a protein of 409 amino acids. The record is from RefSeq and is a predicted model, not a curated record. NCBI's taxonomy places the organism in Eukaryota, Euglenozoa, Kinetoplastea, Trypanosomatida, Trypanosomatidae.